CUCGGUGCUCACACGAGCUGAUCUGAUCGCCGGCGACAUCACUCGGGAGACCGGCCGGGCGCGUGGCCCCUGCAGGCGAGGCCAAGUUCCCCGUGCGUCCCUGAGCCCUUCCAGGCUCUCGCGCCCGCUGCUGGCACAGAGUAACAACCCCAGGCCGUUGGGAACGUAAGUGCGCCCUGGCGGCCCUGCCCCCAGUCCGGGCUGCCGCGCUCUGAGCGCCUUUCUAUCCUUCCGUCGGUCCUGCACAGCGCAACGAUGCCAGCCCCUCUGGAGACCUGCAUCUCCGACCUCGACUGCGCCAGCAGCAGCAGCAGCAGCAGUGAUCUGUCCGGCUUCCUUACCGACGAGGAAGACUGUGCCAGGCUCCAACUGCCAGCCUCUGCCUCGGGGCCGCCAGCGCCGGUCCGCAGGGGCGCGCCCAGUACCUCCCGAGCGUCAGAGGUUCCAGGGGCACAGGACGAGGAGCAGGAGCGGCGGCGGCGCCGCGGCCGGGCGCGGGUGCGCUCAGAGGCGCUGCUGCACUCGCUGCGCAGGAGCCGGCGCGUCAAAGCCAACGAUCGCGAGCGCAACCGCAUGCACAACUUGAACGCUGCGCUGGACGCACUGCGCAGCGUGCUGCCCUCGUUCCCCGACGACACCAAGCUCACCAAGAUCGAGACGCUGCGCUUCGCUUACAACUACAUCUGGGCUCUGGCCGAGACACUGCGCCUGGCGGAUCAAGGGCUCCCCGGAAGCGGUGCCCGGGAGCGCCUCCUGCCACCGCAGUGCGUCCCCUGCCUGCCCGGACCCCCAAGCCCCGCCAGCGACGUGGAGUCCUGGGGCUCAGGUGCCGCCGCCUCUCCCAGCGCCGCCGCCGCCUCUCCACUCUCUGACCCCAGCAGCCCCGCCGCCUCCGAAGACUUCACCUACGGCUCCGGCGACCCCGUUUUCUCCUUCCCAGGCCUGCCCAAAGACUUGCUCCACACGACGCCUUGUUUCAUCCCUUACCACUAGGCCCUUUGUAGGCACCGUUACCUUCCCCCUCCCCUAGUCAGCAGGCAAUAGAUGGGGCCCCAGCUGCCGCCUCCUCGGGACCCACUCUCCAGGAGGAGGGAGGAAGCGGGAGCUUUAAAGGGGUCGGGGAUACCUGAGCCGCUUGUUAGGUCGCUGCACCCUCGCUGCGGCUGCCUCUUGGUCUGUUUCUCCAGCCCUCAGCCCCGGGCCCCUCCUGCCCGUCCCUAGACGGCCUUUCCUUUUGCACUUUCUGAACUCCACAAAACCUCCUUUGUGGCUGGCUCAGAACUGACCCCAGCCACCACUUCAGUGUGAUUUAGAAAAGGGACAGAUCAGCCCCUGAAGACGAGGUGAAAAGUCAAUUUUACAAUUUGUAGAACUCUAAUGAAGAAAAACGAGCAUGAAAAUUCGGUUUGAGCCGGCUGGCAAUACAAUGAAAAGGCUUAAAAAGGAGAGACAAGGAGUGGGCUUCAUGCAUUAUGGAUCCCGACCCCCACCACUGCAGGCUCGCUCUAGGAAGAACUGGAGACUCUUGCUUAGCUAUUCAGGCACCGGGCUGGAGUGUACUUUAAUUUAUUCAAGAUGCUUCAUUCAUAUGAAAAUGUAUUUUUGUACAUAAAGAGUUUAUUCUAUUAUGAGCUGUCAAAGUUUACGUUUGUACUGCAGAUGCUUCAUGUAAAUAAAAACUAA
Molecule: messenger RNA, 1683 nt
Organism: Sapajus apella (tufted capuchin)
Lineage: Eukaryota; Metazoa; Chordata; Mammalia; Primates; Cebidae
Gene: NEUROG1
Product: neurogenin 1
Exons: 1
Coding region: 256-993 (245 amino acids)
Molecular function (GO): protein dimerization activity
Source: RefSeq, a predicted model, not a curated record